Molecule: messenger RNA, 1074 nt
Organism: Penicillium longicatenatum
Lineage: Eukaryota; Fungi; Ascomycota; Eurotiomycetes; Eurotiales; Aspergillaceae
Product: mitochondrial 54S ribosomal protein uL24m
Exons: 2
Coding region: 1-1074 (357 amino acids)
Biological process (GO): translation
Cellular component (GO): ribosome; mitochondrion
Molecular function (GO): structural constituent of ribosome; RNA binding
Source: RefSeq, a predicted model, not a curated record
AUGCAGAAGGUCAUUCAGAGGGCUACGACAGCCCGGAAGCAAGCGCAAAAGAAGAUUUACCGGGCCCAACAAGCCCUUAAAGUUGCGGACCGCCAGCAGGUCCUCCGGCAACGGAAGGAUUACAACAGAGCUUUGGUCACCGGUCUUAAGGAAUCGCGGAAUGCCCGCUGGGAGGACUGGGAGAAGGGAGCUUUGGCGCCCAUGCGACAUGUUGGACCCGAUGCGACCAAGUACGGUGCGGUAGAUGUCUCCUUGUUGCAUCCCCCGGCCAUCCCCAAGCACCUACGCCGGAAAGAGAUCCUAUUUGCUGAAGGAGACCGGGUCUGCGUUAUUCGGGGUAGGGAUAAGGGCAAGAUCAACGAAAUCACUCAGAUCAAUGUGGAGAGUGAGACUGUCAUCAUCAAGGAUGUCAACAUGGCUGAAGUCACCGUCCCUGAGUUUGCUAAAAUUUCCAUGGGAAUCACCUCCGAUACCGUCGCCCAGGGCAUGCCAGUGUCCAUGAACGAUAUUCGACAUGUCGUUGCCCUCGAGAUGGAAGACGGAACUAAAGAUCACAUCGUACAGCAUGCCUACGGCGGUCCUCCCUACCUGGAGCGAUCCUCAGACAGCAAACUCCCGCGCUUUUCUCGCUACAUCGCUGGAUUGGAUAUUGAGAUUCCGUGGCCCGCAGAGGAGCCACCGCAUACCGAGGUCGCCGAGUGUGACACAAGAGGAAACGAAGUGGCAGAUAUGUCUUGGGUUCCCUCUAUGGACGAGCCGCCUUUCCCGUCCAGCGUUAUCGAUGAAUUGCGCAACAAAUACUCCAGAUUCCGCACACGGCACGACCCCGAGUAUGUGAAGGAGAAGGUGAUGGAGGAAUACCGACAGGAAUACCUGAGGAGCCAGUCUUUACUGACCCCCAAAGGCGAGAAGAAGGUGCAGACGGCCAAUGCCAGUGUGGCAUCCAAGCUGGCGAAGAUGGAUGCCAAUGGCAAUGUGCUCAUGGACAAGGAGACCAACGACUUCAUCAGCCGCUUCAUGGGGAUGAACGCGACAAAGUCCAGCAAGCCUGCAAAUGCCCAGGCUUCUGCUUAA